ACUACCUUCAAAUCUACAACUUUCAAAUACAGAUCAUAUAUUCGUAACAGUAAUGAAAGGAGACGACUCAGAAGACGAGUCAAAAAACUUGUUUGCUACAAGGGUUCAUUAUAUAGACGAUAAAAGUCCUCCUGUAAUUCUUAUUCAUCGCCUGGGGAAAUUAAAAGAACGAUCAGAAUCACCAUUGGUUAAAUUGAAACUAGGUUGGAUUGUGAUUGGCACAUCCACAAUGUUGAAUUUAGCGCAGCCAGUUUUCGAAAGUGAUAAAAUCGAAAUUAAAACAAAUAAUAGCGAUAAACGACUUAUAGCUAUUAUUCCGAAUAAACGAAAAAUUGACCCAAAUAAUAGUCUUUUAGCUACUUGUGUUUCAAGAGCGAAAAAUUCGCAAGAUGAUCCAAAGGAUUCCAAAUAUGUCGCGGGAGUCCAUUUUGUUGAUAAGAAUGGUGGUGGUACUAUUGAGGCUUGUGCUUUUUGUUAUAAUCUUCAAAAUA
Molecule: messenger RNA, 491 nt
Organism: Ambispora gerdemannii
Lineage: Eukaryota; Fungi; Glomeromycota; Glomeromycetes; Archaeosporales; Ambisporaceae
Source: the annotation of a GenBank genome assembly